AUGCAUCAAGUAGAGGAAGCACCUCGACCUCCGUCAGUUAAUUUCAGUGUAUCACCAUUGAAAUCUGAAGUUGUUGAACAACCUGCACCUAUUUCUUCAACAGAAUCUUCAGUAGUACUAUCAUCAGUUCCACAAUCACAAUUGAUCACUGUACCAAUCGCUCCAGCUCAACCAUUAUUAACAAGUACACCUACAUCAGCAAUAAAACGAACAACAAAGCGUGGAUUUCGAACAUAUUUGAAUGCUAAAAAACCUAUUCGAUCAUCAGCGAAACCAGCGACAUUACUUGCUCGACCCUCUAUCAUUAAUACAUCAACUAUAUUACCACAUUCACAACAACCAAUUCUAAUUGGUAAUCAGAUAGCACCAUUCACUCCAAAAGCAAUACCAUCAAUUCCAGCAAAUUCAUCUCCAGGAUUUACGACUUAUUUAGUUGUCGAUGGAAAUCAAGGACAACUUGUUCAAGUUGCUAAUGAUGGACAAAAACCUGUCACAUUUCGAAAUCAAGCUGGUCAAAUUCUUCAAGCUACACCAAUUACUGUUGUUUCAGCUGCUAAUCAACCCGUUGCUUCUUCUUUUCCUGUCAAUGGAGAUUGUUCAUUACUUUCCAAUUCAUCACAAACAAUCACAACCGUUCGCACAAGUUCUUCUAUUGACAUGCAACAACAAACCACUUUAACAAGUGAUACAACAACAAUGACAACACAACAAUUAACAGGUAUUAUUCAUCAACCACCGAUUUUACCAACAACUAUUAUUAAUGGAAAUAAUAUACAAACAUAUGAUACUAAUUCAUCAUUAGAUGAAACAAAAAUAUCAGAUAGUAAUAAUUUAUCACUUUCAUUAUCACAAAUUGCACAAAAAGUUAAUCAUCGUCAUCGUCGAUCGAGCAGUUCAAGUUUAUCGAAAAAGAAACGUGGACGACCAAGAUUGUAUGAACGUGAUCCAUUUACAAAUAAACCAAUAAAAAGUGAUUCAACAGGUACAGAAUUAAUAAUACCAUCUGUCACAAAUACAACAUUAUUAGUACCCGGACAAACAGCAACAUUUAAUACAUUAUCUAAUCAUUCAAAUGGAUGUGGUUCACUUAUAUUUCCAAAUCAAACAACUACAAUUCCUGUGACUAAUCCGUCAUUAUUACAACAACAUCAACAUCAAUAUGCAUAUCCAUCAUUACUUAAUGGUACUACAACUUCAACAAAUAUGCUUGCACCACCUACAUACAAUACAUAUUCUAAUAAUACAAAUACAGCAUUAUCAUCUACGACAUUUCCUUAUUCAUCUCCAUCUAUAUCAAAAGAAUAUUCUCAACCAACUGUGCCUUCAAUAACACCAAUACAUAACUUACAAACAUCUACUACAACAACAUCAUCAUCCAAUGUUUCUAAUAUUGCUCCAUUAAAUUCUUCAUCAAUAAAAUCAUCAAAUAAUGAUAUUGCUGUUCAUUAUAUAGGUGGUUUUGUAAUCCGUGAAAGUAGUCAUCCGUUUUUACCCAAUGAGAAUGUAAUUCAUAAAGAAAACAAUGAUCAACUUCGAUGCAUUACAUGUCAGAAAACAGAUUUUUCUUCAAGAUUUUUUGAUCAAGAAAAAAAAUAUUGUUCAAAAUUAUGUUCAUUAAAAUUGAAUGAAAAUAAACCUCCAACAAUCACAGAACCAAUACGAGUAAAUAAAAAUCUGAUAGAAAAUAUUAUUCCACAACAACCAGUUGAACCAAAUAUUGAUGAACAAAUACCAUUACCACCGGAUCAUGGUCUUCCAACUGAUCCUAGUAAAUGGACGGUUUUACAAGUAGGAGAAUUUAUAGCACGUUUAACGAAUGAAACAAUACGUGAAGCUUUUUAUGAAAGUGAAAUGGAUGGUCAAGCAUUAUUAUUAAUGACACAAGAACAUUUACGAGAAACAAUGAAAAUAAAAUUAGGACCAUCAUUAAUUAUAUCAAGUGAAAUAACUAAAUUACGUGAACGUGCAAAAACAUUUUCAUCUUGA
This is a messenger RNA of Adineta steineri, 1986 nucleotides long. The record is from the annotation of a GenBank genome assembly. NCBI's taxonomy places the organism in Eukaryota, Metazoa, Rotifera, Eurotatoria, Adinetida, Adinetidae.